Messenger RNA from Daucus carota subsp. sativus, 558 nucleotides. RefSeq lists its product as uncharacterized. The record is from RefSeq and is a predicted model, not a curated record. The transcript is spliced from 2 exons. Bases 110 to 394 code for a protein of 94 amino acids. NCBI's taxonomy places the organism in Eukaryota, Viridiplantae, Streptophyta, Magnoliopsida, Apiales, Apiaceae.
UUCUUUCUUUUAUUAAAAAAUAAUUAUCAUUCUUGAACCCUUGCUUUCUUUUCUUGAGUGUUUUAUAUAGAAAGAGAAAUAGCGAUACCCAAUAGAUAGAUAGAAAUAGAUGGCAGGCAAAGAGGAAGUGAAGCAUAUUGAGGAGUGUUCUGUUGCCAACGCUCUUGGCACUUGGGUCUUCUCUGUCGCUGGUGCUUUGAUUGCUAUACCCGUUGGUAUAAAACGGAAAUCUUUGGCACCCCUAGUGUUCUUUGGUACCACAGGCACCAUGGUGGAUAUAAUGCUGGGGAUCAGUGCCUGUGAAAGGGAGCAUGCAGAACGGCAACAGAAACUUCUGGAAGAACAGAAUGCUACAGCUACCGGUACUUUAGCAGAUGUUGUAACUGAGUCUUGAGUCUUGACCCGCCAAAUGCAACUGCUGGUUAUCGAGUCCUAAUGUGCUCUUUCCACAACAUAUUUUAUCAGUUCAAAUCAUCUUCUGCUUUGCCUAAUACAUCAAUAAAUUACAUUAGAGUCCUCAGUUUGGGGUGAAUUUUAUGAUAACCGUUUUUAUCAUUA